Molecule: messenger RNA, 1172 nt
Organism: Neohortaea acidophila
Lineage: Eukaryota; Fungi; Ascomycota; Dothideomycetes; Mycosphaerellales; Teratosphaeriaceae
Exons: 1
Coding region: 74-1021 (315 amino acids)
Source: RefSeq, a predicted model, not a curated record
CUCAUCACCAACAUCCCGUCGCCAGCACUUCACCGUCCAGCACGCGAAUGGCCCACCACUCCAUCCAUGACCGAUGAUGUCGGCUAGGCUGAUGCGCGCCUUCCUGCCAUCACGCCUGCUCCCCCGCCUAAACGCGAUAGCCAAACCCGCGGCAACCCACCCCGCAGCUUUGUCUUCGCCAUGCGACCCCCGAGCGUGUCUCGAAAGCUGCCGCUGCUUCGCCGACAUCCAUGAACCCAAUCGACACAACCGCAACGUCUGGUUCACCUCCUCCACCCCACGCUUAAACAAUGACCACCGGCCCCCAGAUGCCCGGACGCUGCAGCUCGGCCGGACGGUGCGCACACUACACGAGCGCCUGCCCUCGCUCCUCCUCUCGCCGCUCCCCUCUGAGAUCUUAUCCCCACAAAUCUCGCUGCACCUCUUUCCUUCCACCCACCCACAUCUUCCCUCCAUCUCGGGUCGGAUCGGCUAUGUGGCAGCCCUGUGGACGGCGCCGGUGGCAUGGGGCAGAAUCCCGCUGGUGGGGAACGUGCGGUUGGACAUCCUCUCCGAGCGGAUGGUGCGCAAUGGAGGGAGCACGGCUGUGCCUCUCGCCAGUCGCGACGAAAAGCUCAUAGUCAAAUGGAAGACUUGCGGGAAGCAGCGAGUGCGGGUCUCCGAGUCCAAGGACGCCAGAGACACCAUCACCACCCCCAAAGACCCCGUGGACAAGAUCAAAGAAUUCAUCUCCGGCGCGGGGGAAAUGAAGUUCUUCAAGCAACCUAGCGGCGAAGAGCAGGAAUUUUGCGGCAUCUUCAUCUUCGAGUUUGAUGACGAAGGACGCAUCGCUAAGCAUGUCAUCGAGCACACCGAAGAGAGCGGAAGGUUCGAUCAUAUGACGCGUGUGGUGAGUGUGACGGAUUGGUUGUUGGGACGAUUCAAUGGGAAGAAGGACGAGCUCCCGGCGCUGGCGUUGUGCGAGGAGCCGUCGAGUGGGAGGGCAAGCAAUAUUGUCAGCCGACGGAGGAGCGUGGAUUAGACUCUUACGACAACUAUCUGUACAGUAUUACGCAAACAGCACAGGGCUUGGAAUUGAUGGCAUGGCUUUAGCGAGGAGUUUGAGGGGUGUUGAUCUAUGAUGGAUUACGUAGAUGCUAGGCUAGACACUCUACUCUACCUUCAGAUGCGAG